UCACUACCUGUAUAUCCACUUCACUUCAAAGUUCAAAGGGCUUAAGCUAAACCUCCCUCCAAUGGCUUCUUCACCUUUCCUACCGCAUCUUCUCAUCAUGCUCUUCCUCCUCCACUUCCUCAGCCCUAUCUAUGCCAUCGGUGUAAACUACGGAACUCUCGGAAACAAUCUUCCUCCACCAAAGAAAGUAGCUCAGCUCCUCCAAUCCACCCUCAUCGACAAGGUCAAGAUCUACGACACAAACCCCGAAAUCCUCCAAGCCUUCUCCAACACCGGCAUCGACCUAAUUGUCGCCGUCGAGAACUCCCACGUCUCAAACAUCAGCAAGGACACGUCAUCCGCAGACCAGUGGCUCUCCGCUCGCAUCCUCCCCUUCAUUCCUGCCACAUCAGUAGUAGGCAUUGCUGUAGGGAACGAGUACUUAACAUUAGACGAUCAAGAUUCCCUGGACCAAAAAGCCCUCGUCCAAGCAAUGCAAAACUUGCACGCGGCGUUGUUAUCGCGAGGGCUUGAUCGUAAAAUCAAAGUCAGUACCCCACAUAGCAUGGCGGUUCUUGCAUCCUCAUUCCCUCCUUCGUCUUCAACCUUCGCUUUGAACCUUAUGCCUACAAUGACUUCCAUUGUUAAGUUCUUGGCGGAUACGGGAUCGCCUUUCAUGGUCAAUGCUUACCCUUAUUUCGCUUACAGAGAUAACCCGGAUUCGGUCGAUCUGGACUACGCGUUGCUUGGAAAUGCCUCGGGAGUUCAUGAUCCCAAAGGGUAUGUGUACACAAACAUGUUAGAUGCUCAACUCGAUGCUGUUCGUUCCGCAAUUGAUUCGCUAGGGUUCGGAAAUCGGACGGUGGAGAUCGUAGUUUCAGAAUCUGGAUGGCCAUCGAAAGGCGAUUCAGGUGACAAAGCGGCUACACCCGAAAAUGCAAGGACGUACAACACGAGAAUGAUCAAACGGGCAGAGUCUUCCAAUACAGGAACGCCGAUGAAGCCCAAAGACAAGAUAGGCUACUUCGUGUUCUCUCUCUUCAACGAGAACAAGAAAGAAGGAGGUGUUAGUGAGAGAAACUUCGGACUCCUCAAUGGGGACGGUUCAAAGGUUUAUGAGGUGGACUUGAGUUGCAGUUUUUGCAGCAACGGUGGAGUCUCAUUUGAGAGGUUAAGAAGUGGCGGUGGUGGAGGUAGCGGAGGUGGAGGAGGAGGAGGAGGAGGAGGUCCGUCGGUUUGGUGCGUGGCGAAGCCGCAUGCGGAGGAGAAGUUGUUGCAGGUGGUGGUGGAUUAUUGUUGUGGGCCCGGUGGAGUUGAUUGUAGAGAAAUAUACGAGGGGGGUGAUUGCUAUGUACCUGAUAAGCUGCACGCGCAUGCAUCGUAUGCUAUGAACGCUUACUAUCAGAUGCAUGGGAGGAACUAUUGGAAUUGUGAUUUCAAGGGUACUGGACUUGUCACCUUCAGUGAUCCAAGUUAUGGGAAAUGCUGGUACCCUCAACAGUAAAUCAAGCAAACAAGACAGCUUAAUUUAAUUUAAUUAUGAUUUUUGCAUCUUCUUUUUUUUUUUUUUUCCUUGAAUUGUAACCCUUAAGGCUAAGAUGUUAAUGUUAUGAUGAAUGCAAUUGAAUAUUUUGUUGGUUU
Tripterygium wilfordii is the source of this 1620-nucleotide messenger RNA. Its product is annotated as glucan endo-1,3-beta-glucosidase 12-like. Gene Ontology annotation, molecular function: hydrolase activity, hydrolyzing O-glycosyl compounds. Gene Ontology annotation, biological process: carbohydrate metabolic process. Gene Ontology annotation, cellular component: plasma membrane. Bases 62 to 1483 code for a protein of 473 amino acids. NCBI's taxonomy places the organism in Eukaryota, Viridiplantae, Streptophyta, Magnoliopsida, Celastrales, Celastraceae. The record is from RefSeq and is a predicted model, not a curated record. The transcript is spliced from 2 exons.